AGAGAGAGAGAAGAGGCAGGUCGGAGCCAGCAGCAGUACCAAACCAGCCAGCCACCACAGCCAAGUAUGAUAGUGUGGGCGGCAGCCAGUGUGUUGUGGGCGGCUCUUCCCAUAGUGAUGGGGGCGGCUGUGCCCGCCCAGACAGCAGCUGUCUCAACGAAGAGCAGCGAUGCAGAGUUUGAGUGGAAGCACCACAGCAACGAGGAGCUGGAGGGGGUGCUGCGAGCCGUGGCCAGGAGGUGUCAAGACGCUGCUCAAGUCUACGCCCUCAGCAAGCCCUCCGUCAGGAACGUACCGCUCUGGGCCAUAGAGCUCUCAGACAAUCCUGGCCAACAUGAAUUAUUGGAGCCUGAAUUCAAGUAUGUGGCUAAUAUGCACGGCAAUGAGGUGUUGGGAAGAGAGUUGCUUCUGGGUUUGGCUCACUACCUGUGCGAGGCCUGGCGAGCAGGCGAUCCUGACAUCCGCAGCCUCCUCUCCACAACUAGGAUCCACCUUCUUCCCUCCCUGAACCCCGACGGAUGGCAACUGGCAACUGACACCGGUGCGCGGGACUACCUCAAGGGCAGGGCCAAUAACAACAGUGUGGAUCUCAACCGAGACUUCCCAGACCUGGACCGCAUUAUGUACAGUAAUGAAGCCAGACACAUAAUGCACAACAACCACCUCAUGGACCAACUCCGCGACCUCGACCAUCAGCCUCAGCCCGAGACAUGGGCGGCCAUGAAAUGGAUCAUGAGCACGCCUUUCGUACUCUCUGCCAAUCUGCACGGCGGUGACCUAGUGGCCAACUAUCCCUACGACGCCUCCCGCUCUGGGGCCGCCCAGGAGUACGCCCAUAGCCCCGAUGACAGCACUUUCAGACACCUGGCGCAGGUGUACGCCAGCCGCCACCCCAGGAUGUCCGACCCCCACCGGCCUCCCUGCACCUCGGGAGACUACUCCUUCGGCCCCGACGGUGGCGUCACCAACGGCGCCGCCUGGUACAGCGUCCGCGGAGGUAUGCAGGACUUCAACUACCUGUCUUCGAACGACCUGGAGGUGACGCUGGAGGUUGGGUGCGACAAGUACCCUGCAGCCUCAUCCCUCCAGCAGGAGUGGCUUGACAACAAGGACGCUCUUUUAGAGUAUAUGUGGCAGGUACACAUAGGCGUGAAGGGUGUGGUGCGUGACUCUGUAACGGGUCAGGGCAUCCCCAACGCCCUCAUCCACGUCAAGAACAUCACCCGCAUCAACGACACUCACGUCAGGAACGAGGACCUCAACCACGACGUCACUUCAGUACACGACGGAGAUUACUGGCGACUGCUGGUGCCCGGAGAGUACGAGAUCACAGCCACCGCUGACGGCUACCUGCCCCUCACCCACGUUGUCACCGUCACCAACCCACCACACCGAGAGGCCAUCACCAGGGACUUCGACCUCACCGCCGCCCCCAACGACUCCAAGCUCCUGCAGGUGACUGGUGAAGACGAGGGGGGAGAGGUAUACGACACCUAUCCCAGAGGUCAGGAGCCUAGCCCAGACGAGCUGGAGCUGCCCUUAGAGGACGACAUCUUGGGGCGCCUCCGUAUGUUGGGUCGCUUACGAUACUAACUUCUGCCUCCCAUACCUCAGCCACUGUCUUCAUGUUCUGCAACCUUGAUUAUCAUCUAAUUCCAGAUUAAUUUGAUCAUGUUUGGUAGAGAAACGCUGUAUCUACGUUAACUGAUUACGUUGCUUCUAGUUUCCAAAUAACAUUUCAGGAAACACUGGUUAUGUUUCCGCGUGAAAGAUCACCUAAACAUCAGAUAUUUGCAUCAAAGACUAAUGUUAAACAGCAAUUAAUAUUUCUAGGUGCCACCGUGACCAAGGAAACCAACAAAAUAAGCGUGAUAAGGUAUGGCACGCCAAGACAUAUCAGACAAGACAAUGGAAAACUACGAAUAUUAGGCAAAUGCAAACAUGUGCCAAUUGUGCGACAAAAUUCAUUACCUCGAGCAGCAAACCGCCCCGUCAAACCACCUGGGGCCAGAUUCACGAAAGUACUUACGCAAGCACUUAAGAACCUGUACAUCUUUUCUCAAUCUUUAGCGGCUUUGUUUACAAUUAUUA
Molecule: messenger RNA, 2091 nt
Organism: Procambarus clarkii (red swamp crayfish)
Lineage: Eukaryota; Metazoa; Arthropoda; Malacostraca; Decapoda; Cambaridae
Product: carboxypeptidase E
Biological process (GO): protein processing; peptide metabolic process
Molecular function (GO): zinc ion binding; metallocarboxypeptidase activity
Source: RefSeq, a predicted model, not a curated record